Molecule: messenger RNA, 2656 nt
Organism: Saccoglossus kowalevskii
Lineage: Eukaryota; Metazoa; Hemichordata; Enteropneusta; Harrimaniidae
Product: SPARC-related modular calcium-binding protein 1
Biological process (GO): extracellular matrix organization
Cellular component (GO): basement membrane
Molecular function (GO): protein binding; heparin binding; calcium ion binding
Source: RefSeq, a predicted model, not a curated record
GAUCAAAUAACCUCAAUAGGUUUCACUCGCUUGGCCGGCCAGUUGCUGUACGCUGUCUCUUCCCGUUUGUGCGGAUAAUACUACCACUGAAAUGCCCAAUGACACAAUCACUGGCUACUCUACGUCCAUCACAUCGCUGCCCCACUGACCAAUAUUGGAAUCCAAAUCCAGGAUCACGUCGCUGUUAAUUUAACUCGCUCAGACGAUUUGUCUAUGUGACGGUUUAGGGAAGAGGACUGUAUAAAAUCAGCCGACCAGACGAACAGCCAGCUAGCUAGCUAAGCCAGCCAGCCAGCCAGCCAGCCAGCCAGCCAGCCGAGCCGAGUCGGAAGUUUGUUGUUCUGUGUGUGGUGUUGAACUGACUGCAGUGUUGUAUCAUGAGAUAUUUAUGGCUGUACAUUUCGUGUGUAACAAUAGCAGGGGUAAUAGCCAAUCCAUUGUUUGGGAGCCGGUUUCCCAUUGGCAAUGAUGAUGAUCGCAGCGAUGAGUGCAAUGAAGACUGUUCUACGGUAGUGCAGAGGGCGGUAUGUGGAAGCGAUGGACGCACUUACGGCUCAAGAUGCGAACUGAUGCGAGCCAGAUGUCGGGGCAGUACAGCUGAAAUACAACAUAAAGGAGUCUGCCAAGAGUCGUCGAGGUGUGAGGCUGAAAGAAAAUACAACCAAGAACAGGCAAACCAGGGUCGCCAGGCGGGUCUGUUCAUACCAGAGUGCACCGAGGAGGGCAGUUUUAGGGAGGUCCAAUGCUAUGCAUCCACCGGUUACUGUUGGUGUGUGACUGACCAAGGGAAGCCCAUACCGGGGUCAUCUGUGCGUUACCAACAACCGCAUUGUAACGCAGACGACAGCCGACCAAACAGUAGACAGGGAAAGUCUGCACACAGGAAUAAAGGUUGUAGCCAGUCGGAGAGACAAGUCUUCAACAACAACCUAAUAUCCAUAUUCAAAGACGAAUACGCAAGACUGCCAACGAAACCACCAGCGGCAAAUGACGAAGAGUACGAAGGAAACCCGAGCCUGCAGGCACUGUCGGCAAUCGACGAACACGUGGAUUCGGUAAACCAAAAUGUUAUAGACUGGAAAUUUUCCGAACUUGAUACGAACGCUGACAGCGAACUCGAUAAAAAAGAGUUGAAAACCAUCACUAAAAUGAUUAAAAAAAUCGUCGAGCCUCGAACUUGCGCUCGAAAUUUUGCCAAGUAUUGCGACUUGGACCAAGAUGGCAGCAUCACGAACGGUGAAUGGGCGGUGUGCCUAGGGGUGGAUAACAUCUCGUUUCGAUUAUUCCUUUCUCUUAACGCAGAGGGAGUGAUCACAGAACCACAACCCGUGCCCAGUGAAAUUCCCCCGGAAAUAGAGGAACCAGAGACGAAACCAGAGCGUAUCAGCGAUGAGCCUACUCUUGUUGAUCGGCAAACUCCACAAGUUCCGCUUAUUCCGAUCAAAGAGCAUUCUUGUCAGAUCGACAGACAAGUGGCUUUAGCAGAAGCUGAAACCGCACCGGACGCCGAUAUUUUUAUACCUGAGUGCACGUCGGACGGUAAAUUCCGGGCGGCACAAUGUCACGCUGCGACGCAAUAUUGUUGGUGCGUACUGGUCGAUACGGGGCGGCCAAUACCAGGAACGUCGACCCAAUAUGAAAUGCCGGAGUGUGGGACCAGCAACACGCCGAAAGUACCGGACAGGGAUAUGAAAGGAUGUCCCACGGACAAGAAAGAACGUUUUCUCACAAGCCUUUUUGACAAACUGACGACGGACAUGGUAGAGAAUAUGAACGCCCAGGAAGGCGCCACGGAACCAGACCCGAACGACUCUCUUAAAGAAAGUACAGCCAAGUGGAAAUUCCGGCAAUUGGAUCUAAACGGGAACGACUUGAUUGACAGGAAAGAAUCGGCCAAGUUUAAAAAGGAAAUCAAGUCGCUCAAACCCAAGAAAUGUGCGCGAAGUUUUUCACGUUACUGCGAUGCCGACGAGGACAGAAAAAUCACACUGACAGAGUGGUUGGACUGUUACGGCCUAAAUAAGGAUGAGGAAACAACUACAAGUAGCAAAAGACGGGGUCCCAACCCUUUUAUUGAGCGACUGACUUAACUCUCUGGUACUCUGGUGUUGAGGGCGAUGUACAUACCUGGAUAUAUUUGGAGCCUUUUUAUAAAAUAAUGAUCACUUAUGUAUUGUGUGUUGUACUUUCUGUUGAUUUUAAAUCAUGUAAACUAUUGUUAAUGAUAAGUGAUGUAGAGGAAAGUGAAGUGCGCCCUCUACCCCAAGAAUGUGCUUUUUUCUUGUCUUUAUUAGAUACAGUUCUUCAGGGUGGGCGGAGCUCGCUAGUAGUUUUUGUGGCGAGUUUUAUUACUUAAAGUGGAAUUUUUAACCAGUUUAUUGCCCCUCCCCCCCCAUCCUAAAUGAUCUAAUUAAUUAUUUGGUGUAAUACUAGGCAUAAUCACAAAACGUUGUUCUCACUGCCUUUACCCUACCUCAGUUAACCCACCAUUCAGUUAAGUGAAUUUUGCCAAUCUGAUGUGAACAUUACAAGAUAUUUUAUUAUUCAACAUUGAUAUGUGAAAAUAGAUGACAAUCAGCCAGUUGUAUAUGAAAAAUAGAUCUUAUUAAUCUUUCUUAUUGUAUAAGAAACAACAUUUUUGUUUUUUUAUUUCUGU